ACAAAACCAAUUAAUAUGGCUCAACUAGUUGGUUCUGAAGAAAUAGAGUCCCUGAGAAUUGAGCUGUCAGAUAUAGGAAGAAGUUUAAGAUCAUCUUUCCGUCUUCAUACAUCUAGUUUGCAUUCUAAUUCAGAAAUACGUUCUGUUAACAAUCAUGAUGAGACAGACGAGUAUCUUCUACAGUGGGCUGCAAUCGAUAGAUUGCCAACAUUUGAACGUUUGAGGUCAUCGUUGUUUGAUGAAGAAAAUGGACAUGUUAAAGGAAAGAAGGUGGUUGAUGUCACAAAACUCCUUGCUCCUGAGCGACACAUGUUUAUUGAGAAGCUCAUCAAACACAUCGAGAAUGACAACCUUCAGUUGUUGCAGAAACUUAGGAAACGAACAGACAAAGUUGGUGUGCAAUUACCCACUGUGGAGGUGAGAUAUAAGAAUCUUCGUGUGGAAGCUGAGUGUGAAGUCGUCCAUGGCAAACCCCUCCCAACUCUCUGGAACUCUUUGCGAAGUAUGCUUUCUGACAUUGUCAUGAUACCUGGUUUGAAGUCUAAAAGGGCUAAGAUAACCAUCAUAAAAGACGUCAGUGGUGUCAUUAAGCCAGGAAGGAUGACUCUGCUGCUUGGUCCUCCAGGAUGUGGGAAAACCUCUUUGUUGAAAACACUUUCAGGGAACCUAAACAGAUCUCUCAAGAUUACUGGUGAAAUUUCUUACAAUGGAUACAAACUAGAAGAAAUUGUCCCUCAGAAAACGGCUGCCUAUAUAAGCCAAGAGGAUAUGCAUAUCCCGGAGAUGACUGUAAGGGAAACACUAGAUUUCUCAUCUCGUUGUCAGGGUACCGGAAGCCGUGCAGAGAUUAUGAUUGAGGUUAACAAGAGGGAGAAAGAAGGGGGGAUUAUUCCAGAUCCAGAUGUAGACACUUUUAUGAAGGCAAUUUCCAUCGAGGGACAAAAGAAAACUCUUCAGACAAACUACAUCCUGAAGAUUCUUGGCCUUGAUAUAUGUGCUGAUACAAUGUUUGGAGAUGCCAUGAGGAGAGGAAUCUCUGGUGGUCAGAAGAAAAGAUUGACUACUGGUGAGAUGAUUGUUGGUCCCACAAAAGCUUUAUUUAUGGACGAAAUAUCAAAUGGCCUAGACAGCUCCACUACGUAUCAGAUAAUCACUUGUCUUCAGCAUUUGGCACAUAUAACAGAUGCUUCUGUACUCAUUUCACUUCUUCAGCCAUCACCAGAAGCAUUUGAUCUCUUUGAUGAUAUUAUGUUGAUGGCGGAAGGGAUGAUCGUGUAUCAUGGACCUCGCAGUAGUGUUUUAGAGUAUUUUGAGGGUAUUGGUUUUAGGUGUCCUGAGAGAAAAGGUGUAGCUGACUUUCUCCAAGAGGUUGUCUCAAGAAAAGAUCAGGCAAAGUAUUGGUGUCAAACUGAACAAGCAUAUAAUUAUGUCUCAGUACAGACCUUAUCCAUGAGAUUUAAGGAAUCUUAUUUGGGAAAAGAAGUAAAUGAGGUAAUUUCCAAGCCUUUCACGAGAUUGCAGAGCCAUGAGAAUGCCAUUUCCUUCCAUGUGUAUUCUCUAUCUAAAUGGGCUCUUUUUAGAGCUUGCAUGUCUAGGGAAAUUCUUCUCAUGAAGAGAAAUUCUUUUAUCUACAUCUUCAAAUUAGUCCAGCUCCUCAUAAUUGCAUUAAUCACAAUGACUGUAUUUUUCCGAACAAGAUUGAAGGUUGAUGUACUUGAUGCGAAUUAUUAUCUCGGUUCACUUUUCUAUGCACUUGUGAUUCUUCUAGUUGAUGGGUUCCCAGAAUUGUCUAUGACAGUGGCAAGACUUUCAGUUUUCUAUAAACAGAGGGACAUGUACUUCUACCCUGCUUGGGCAUAUGCAAUUCCUGCAUCCAUCCUUAAGAUUCCCCUGUCAAUGCUCGAAGCCAUUCUUUGGACGUGUCUCACUUAUUAUGUUAUCGGAUACAGCCCUGAACCAGAAAGGUUCUUCCGCCAGCUAGUGCUAUUAUUUGCGAUCCACUUCACAUCAAUAUCCAUGUUCCGAUUCCUUGCAUCAUUCUUUCAAACGGUGGUUGCGUGUACAACUGCUGGUAGUAUCUCAAUAUUGUUUCUGUUGUGUUUUGGUGGCUUCAUUUUACCACACACUUCAAUGCCAGCUUGGUUAAAGUGGGGAUUUUGGCUUUCUCCACUGUCAUAUGGUGAAAUAGGCCUUGCAGUGAAUGAAUUCCUUUCUCCCAGAUGGAACAAGAUGACGUCUACAAACACAACCAUAGGGGUACAAACACUUCAAAGCCGUGGGUUAGACUUUGAUGGAUACUAUUUCUGGAUAUCACUUGGUGCCUUGUUAGGUUUUGCACUGUUACUCAACAUAGGCUUCAUCUUGGCUUUAAGCUACUUGAAGGCUCCUGGUACUCGUGCCAUUAUUUCAAAGGAAAAGCUAUCUCAAGCUCAUGGAAGUGAAGGAUCUAAACACCACACUCACAUGGAUAAAACGACCAACAUGUCCAAUACUUCUGUCUCAGAGGAGCCUACAGAAGAUACUUAUUCAUCCUCUUAUCUUGCAGGAAAAAUGGUGUUACCUUUUGAACCACUAACGAUUACCUUUCAAGAUAUACAUUAUCAUGUUGAGCCCUCACAGGAAAUGAGAGAGCAUGGGUUCAUUGGAAAGAGACUUCAGUUACUUAGCGAUAUCACAGGGGCUUUUAGACCUGGUGUUCUUACAGCACUGAUGGGUGUAAGUGGUGCUGGUAAAACAACACUUCUUGAUGUUCUUGCUGGAAGGAAAACCAGUGGCAUUGUUGAAGGAGAGAUCAAAAUCGGAGGGUAUCCUAAAGUCCAAGAUACCUUUGCUAGGAUUUCAGGUUACUGUGAGCAAACUGAUGUACACUCUCCCCAAAUUACAGUUGAAGAAUCAGUGAUAUUCUCUGCUUGGCUCCGUCUGCAUCCUGAAAUUGAUUCACAAACUAAAUAUAAAUUCAUAGAAGAAAUCCUGGAAACAGUUGAGCUUUAUGCGAUAAAAGAUGCCUUGGUUGGCAUUCCUGGGGUUAGUGGUCUAUCAACAGAGCAGCGUAAGCGACUUACGAUUGCUGUGGAAGUUGUCGCUAAUCCCUCCAUUAUUUUCAUGGAUGAACCUACGACGGGACUGGAUGCUAGAUCAGCUGCCAUUGUCAUGCGGGCUGUGAAGAACAUUGUUGAUACAGGAAGAACAAUUGUCUGUACCAUUCACCAACCAAGCAUUGACAUUUUCGAGGCCUUUGAUGAGUUAAUCCUCUUGAAAAAUGGCGGACGUAUGAUCUACUGUGGCCCAUUGGGUCACCAUUCAAGUAGGGUCAUUGAAUACUUUGAGAGUAUCUCUGGGGUGCCCAAGAUUAGAGACAACUAUAACCCAGCAACAUGGAUGUUAGAGGUAUCUUCAGCAUCAGUGGAAGCUGAACUUGGAGUUGAUUUUGCACGAAUAUAUUCUACUUCAACUUUGUACAAGAGCAAUAAAGACCUUGUAAACACAUUAAGUAAGCCGCCUCCUGGUUCAGAAGAGUUAUAUUUUCCAACGCGUUUCCCACAAAAUGGUUGGGGCCAGUUCAAGGCCUGCCUAUGGAAACAACACUUGUCAUAUUGGAGAAGUCCUUCAUACAACCUGAUGCGUUCUCUGCAUAUGCUUUUUGCAUCGUUUACUUUCGGGUUACUCUUCUGGGACCAAGGGAGGAAAAUACAUAACCAGCAGAGUUUAUUCAAUAUCCUUGGUUCAAUGUUUGCUGCUGUAAUUUUCUGUGGCAUAAACAACUCCUCUUCAGUUCUGCCAUAUGUUUCUGUGGAACGAACUGUUCUGUAUCGAGAAAGGUUUUCUGGGAUGUAUGCAUCGUGGGCUUAUGCUCUUGCACAGGUGACAAUCGAGUUCCCCUAUCUCUUUGCGCAGUCACUUGCAUUCGUCUGCAUCACGUAUCCCAUGAUUGGAUAUUAUUGGUCAGCCUAUAAGGUUUUUGUGUACUUCUAUGCAUUCAUGUGCACAUUGAUGUACUUCACCUAUUUGGGCAUGCUGCUUGUUUCAAUCACACCAAGCUUUCCAGUGGCUGCCAUUCUACAGUCUGCAUUUUACACGAUGUUUAACUUGUUUGGUGGAUUUUUAAUUCCUAAACCGAAAAUUCCAGGUUGGUGGAUAUGGAUGUACUAUCUGACUCCUACUUCAUGGUCGCUUAACGCAAUGCUUACUUCUCAGUUUGGUGAUGUGAAGAAGGAGAUCGAAGUUUUUGGGGAAACUAAAUCUGUGGAAGCCUUCUUAAGAGAUUACUUUGGAUUUCAUCACGAUCAGUUACCACUGGCGUAUGUGCUUCUUGCACUUUAUCCCAUUAUUCUUGCUUCUCUAUUUGCUUACUGUAUAUCGAAACUCAACUUCCAGAGAAGGUAAGUUUUGCAUGCAAACAUAUGCAUAUCAUUGUAAAUUAUCAGUAAGAAGUAUGUGAAUUUAGAUUGUAACAAAGUGAAUAAAGUUCCCAGUUCUAUCUUCA
Messenger RNA from Cynara cardunculus var. scolymus (artichoke), 4483 nucleotides. Its product is annotated as pleiotropic drug resistance protein 3-like. The record is from RefSeq and is a predicted model, not a curated record. Gene Ontology annotation, molecular function: ATP hydrolysis activity; ATP binding; ABC-type transporter activity. The transcript has 24 exons. The coding region runs from base 16 to 4383 and encodes 1455 amino acids. Gene Ontology annotation, cellular component: membrane. Lineage: Eukaryota; Viridiplantae; Streptophyta; Magnoliopsida; Asterales; Asteraceae.